AUGGAGGCGUCAUUUAGCUCUAAUGUGGAUCGCUUGGAGUACCUUUACCUGAACUUAGUUGGUCAGGUGGUGCAGGUGCGCUUGACAGAUGGUGCGUGCGUGGAAGGCGUCUUCGUGUCUCGAACAGACGUCGAUGUGGAAAGUGAGGCCGGCAUUCUUCUUUGCUGCACUCGGUACCUCGCAUCCGCAAGGCACAAGCCACUCGACCCGUCGUGCUCGGAGUUUACGGAGGACACGAUCAUCCCUUACCGUAACAUAGUGAUGGUGGAAGCGCUGAACGUGAAGAUACGGACGGAGACGCCCGGCCGGGCUGACACGGGCCGCAGCGAGCUCCCCAUCAACAAGUUCGACUGGGCCGACGACGGAGCCAACGAGCUGCUUGACAACGAGCCCCACCAGGCCGGUGCAUGGGACCAGUUUGAGGCGAACGAGAAGACCUUUGGGGUGAAGUCGACGUACCGGGAGGAUUUCUACACAACCCGGCUCGACCACAGCAAGAUCACGGAGGAGCAGCGCGCCCAUGCUGAUCGUGUCGCGCGCGAAAUCGAAGUCUCAUCCACGCGCGGUAUUGCCCACCGCAUGGAGCGUGAGGAGUACCUGAAAGACGACGAGGGGUUGGAUGAGGGGGCACUCUACUCCGAUGUGCAGCGGCCACAGGAGAAGAAGAAGGCUGUCUACGUGCCACCCGUUGCUGCCGCACGCAAAGCCGCUGGAGAGAUGCAGUCAGCACCGCCACCGCCGCCACCAGCAGCAGCAGCAGCAGCAGCAGCAACGGCGGCGAUGGCAGAGGAGAAUGCGAUGCGCCAGAAACGCGCCGAUGAGGACAAGCACCCGAUGCCGCACGAAAAUCACCCAAAAUCACCCGGAUUUAACCCUGCGGCACCCCCGUACACACCGAUGAAACUCGGGGCCUCUCCGUCGGCACCUGUUACAGACUUCAUGGCGGCAUUGGCAGAUCUUAUUUUGAGUAGUGAGCAGUGCUACGAGUGCAUCCCCCAUUGGCCUGGUACUUGCAUGUACUACGACCAGGAUGACUCCUCGUACUCACAGCAAAGCUAUGACACAGGUGUCCCUCAACCUGGUGCGGGGGCGGCGCCACAGAUGUACGUGAACCAGCAGCCAGCUUUGCCCACUCAUCAUAGGACGUUCCAAGGCCCCGGUGGACGAAUGAACCCUAACCAGCCGAUGCCCAUGCNCCAGCAGCACCAGCAGCCGCAGCAGCCAUUCCACGGAUUUGGCAAUUUCCCGCCACCGCAGCACCACAAUGCGCCCAUGCCGGAUUACGCCUCAGCGAAGGGCGCGCCGGCCGGCCUCAUGCGCAACACCAUGCGACCGCAGAAGAGCAGCGGCGCCUCCCGUGUUGAGCCGCAGCAACCGGUCAGCACCAACACCGCCGUCGCCCCACCACCGGUGCCCACGGUGGAUAGCACGCCAAACCCUCCAGCGGAGGUGAAGCACGUGCCAAAACUGCAGCGUGGACGCGGCGCGGCGGCGCCUCAACGCGGCGAUAACGACGGGACCGCAGACACGGCCGGCGGCAACACCGGUGGCCCCAAACGGCGCGGCGGGAAAUAG
Messenger RNA from Trypanosoma grayi, 1575 nucleotides. Its product is annotated as putative ataxin-2 isoform X1. NCBI's taxonomy places the organism in Eukaryota, Euglenozoa, Kinetoplastea, Trypanosomatida, Trypanosomatidae. Gene Ontology annotation, biological process: cytoplasmic stress granule assembly. Gene Ontology annotation, molecular function: RNA binding. The coding region runs from base 1 to 1575 and encodes 524 amino acids. The record is from RefSeq and is a predicted model, not a curated record. The transcript has a single exon. Gene Ontology annotation, cellular component: cytoplasmic stress granule.